AUGAACAACUUCCAGCGGCUCAGUUUGUAUAAGCGGAAACUCAACGGGUACUCUAGCUUGGAUUUAUUCGUUAUGCCUAUAACCGACAAACCGCGACUAAAUCACUCACAAAAUGCCAAAAAACUGUCACCUGCCACACCGAACCCGUGGGUCACGGGGGGUCCGCCGGGCGGCAAGGAUGCGGUGUUGGUGUUCCGCACCUACGCCCUGUCGCCGCUAGCCUCCGACAGUGGCGAGAGUCUGUCAUCGCAGGCGGCGACCCCAACCGAGGCGACGUCACUGUCGUCCCAUCCCGGUAGCCCGGCCGGUUCUGUGGAGCCGAAGAAGCCACACGCCGCGCCUCACGAUCCCGACCGGUCCGCCUCGCUCAGCACUGCCGCCAACACAACACUGCCGAAGAACUUCAACGUCCAGCGCAAGACGCGGGCCGUGGCACCGAGCCGGAGUGGCAGUAGCGCCACCAACACCUCCAGCAACAACGAGGACGACGACGAGGACGGCGACGGCGGCGAAGGUGAGGACGAUGAUGGCGGCGACGCGGACGAUGAUGAGGAUGUGCGGUACGGUGGUGGCGUGGACGAUGCUGCCGAAGGAGAAGAGGCCGAUGACGAUGAGGACGACGACGACGGUGCCGGAGGAACGACCUCGCAGGAUGAAACGAGCCCGGUAAAGAAGAAGGCCCUCCCGGUGGCGGACACGCGCCCGAACAAGUCUAAAAAGCGUCAGCUCGAAUCGUCCUCCUCGUCCAGCUCGCUAAGCAACGCCUCGAUGUCGAGUGUAAAGGGCGGCUCGGGCGACGAGAUUGAUCCGGAACUGCCGAGCUCCAAAUCGGAACCGGCGCUGGCGAGCGUCACAGUGGCCGAGCGGUCCGAGAAGAAGCAUCAGAAAAAGCAAUGCAAAGAGGACGACAAAGAGAACCACCAGCAGCAGUCGACGGCGGCGUCAGCGGUGGCCAAAACGGAAAUGCCGGCGGCCCAGCUCAACAUCUGUUACAAGUUCAUCAACACCGAGACCCGCCUGCUGCGGAAAAUCCUGAACGCGCACGGUAUGGCCGAGAGCGGCCCGGAGUGUAACGAUUUCAACCUCCUGUGGACCGGCAUCCAUCUGAAGCCGGACAUCCUGCGAAAUCUGGCCCCGUACCAGCGGGUGAACCAUUUUCCCCGGUCUUAUGAGCUGACCCGCAAGGACCGUCUGUACAAGAACAUCGAGCGGAUGCAGCAUCUGCGGGGCUACAAGCACUUUGAUAUCGUGCCGCAGUCCUUUCUGCUGCCGCAGGACUACAAGGAGCUGAUAGCGGCCCACAACAAGUGCCGGGGACCGUGGAUCGUCAAACCGGUCGCUUCGAGCCGCGGCAGGGGCAUUUUCAUCGUUAAUUCGCCGGAUCAGAUCUCGUCGUACGAGCAGGUGGUGGUCGCGAAGUAUAUCUCCGAUCCGCUCUGCAUCGAUGGCCACAAGUGUGACAUUCGCAUCUACGUGGCGGUCACCUCGUUCGAUCCGCUCAUCAUCUACAUGUACGAGGAGGGCCUGGUUCGGCUGGCGACGGUCAAGUACGAUCGGACGGCGGAGAACCUGUGGAACCCGUGCAUGCACCUGUGCAACUACAGCAUCAACAAGUACCACACGGACUACAUCCGGUCGAGUAAUGCCGGCGAGGAAGAUGUUGGCCACAAGUGGACGCUCAGUGCGCUGCUGCGGCACCUGCGAAGCCAGGGCUGCAACACCGAGCAGCUGAUGCUGGCGAUCGAAGAUUUGAUCAUCAAGGCGAUCUUCUCGUGCACCCAACCGGUCGUGUCGGCGUGCCGGAUGUUUGUGCCCCACAUUGGCAACUGCUUCGAGCUGUACGGGUUCGACAUUCUGAUCGACGACGUGCUAAAGCCCUGGCUACUCGAGGUGAACCUGUCACCGUCGCUCGGUUGCGAUACGCCGCUCGACACGAAAGUGAAGGCCUCGAUGCUGGCCGACCUGCUCACGAUGGUGGGCAUCCCGGCCAUCAGCCCGCUACAGAAGGCGUGCUACGAUAGCAAGGGGCAGAAGAUCCGCAACCUUACCACACCGUACCGUCGUGUCAAUUCGGCCGACUUUGUGCACACCACCAGCGGAGGAGGGCGAAAGGAUGGCACCACCGCCGGUCAGGGCAGCAGCAAGGGUGGCGAUGGUGGGGGAAAGCUACAGACAACCCUGAGCGCGCUGACGGCGGAGGAACUGAAGAUCGUUCGCUUUGCACGCUCGCAAUACGAACGGCGCGGUGGCUUCGUGCGCAUCUUCCCCACGAGCGACAGUAUGGCGCGGUACGGAUCGCUGCUCGAUCCCGUCACCGGGAUCCCCACGUCGGCCAUCACGUCCUCGAGCAGCGGCACCUACCUGAUGGUCAUCCCGCACAACUACAACCAGAUGCUGCACGUGCAGCUCUUUCCGCCGGGCAGCGAAACCGAGAACCGGAUCGUGCACCGGAUUCAGAAGUACGAGCGGGCGCUCGAAAGCUCACUCCCGAUCACGAUCGGGCCGAAGCACGCGGCGCCCAAGUGUGUGGACGAGGCGAAGCGGCUCCGGUUGCAGGUGCGCAAGCUGAUCGAGACCGGGCACGAGAUGAGUAUCCUGCAGGCGCGCCGCACCUUCGGCUACUACCUCGAGUACAUCCUGAAGCGGCUCUCGUCCGAACCGAAGCACAGCCACGAGGAGCUGAUCAUGAAGUUCCUGUACCGGGUCGGGGCGCACAUGAAGACACCGUUUUUCUUCCGCAACUUUGGCAACAAGGCCCUCGGCAAGGACCGGGGCGCCAUGGUGGCCAAGCAGCUGGGCGACUAUCUGCACCUGUACAACAAGGAAACGGAGGCGUACGUGGACCUGUUCGACAUCGUCGGCAUGCUGCCGAUCAAGCUGUACGACGAGUUUCUGGUGCAGGCGAGCGAAGCCGACCUCGAGUCGGUGCUGACGCUGCACACCAACCUGUCGCAGCAGAUGCCGUUCCUGUACAGUGGCUGCUCGACCAGCGUACCACCGGCGCCGCCGAUUCCGGUCGGGACGCACGGUUUCCUGAAAGCGCUCCCGAGCAUGGCACCGGGCGGUGCGAAUAAGGAGCUGAUUCGGCUCGAUCCGUUCUACAAGCGCACCGAGGGUCGCGUUCCGCUGGCCACACGCAUCGGCGGCGGACUGUCCGUGGGCGAAGGGGCCCGUGGUGGAGAACUGAAAGCGUCCGCUUCCCGGCUGUCGCCGAUGAAGAAGAAACCACCGAUCGGCGGCAGUAUGGUGAAGUCGUCGCGGGAGCGUGAGCAGCGAUCCAACUGGCUCUACUGA
Molecule: messenger RNA, 3294 nt
Organism: Anopheles cruzii
Lineage: Eukaryota; Metazoa; Arthropoda; Insecta; Diptera; Culicidae
Gene: TTLL5
Product: tubulin polyglutamylase TTLL5
Exons: 5
Coding region: 1-3294 (1097 amino acids)
Biological process (GO): protein polyglutamylation; microtubule cytoskeleton organization
Cellular component (GO): cilium
Molecular function (GO): tubulin binding; tubulin-glutamic acid ligase activity
Source: RefSeq, a predicted model, not a curated record